Messenger RNA from Phymastichus coffea, 456 nucleotides. Its product is annotated as piggyBac transposable element-derived protein 3-like. NCBI's taxonomy places the organism in Eukaryota, Metazoa, Arthropoda, Insecta, Hymenoptera, Eulophidae. The record is from RefSeq and is a predicted model, not a curated record. Bases 1 to 456 code for a protein of 151 amino acids. The transcript has a single exon.
AUGCUCCAGAGGCUCCUAACAACUGUGUCACCAAGAAAGAUCAGUCGUUAUCACAUUUAUUUCGAUAACUUUUUUAGUUCACCAGAUCUUUUCGUUCAUCUACGAAAAAUUGGUUUUCGAGCUACAGGUACUGUGAGAGCAAAUAGAGUAAGCGGAGUCACUAUUGAUCUUAAUAAUAAAUCAAAGAGAGGAACAUAUUUUGUGAAACAUGACAAAAAUAGUGGUGUCAACUACAUAUCAGUCAUGGACUCUAAAAUUGUCUCAUUGCUCUCGACGGCUUGUGGCAUUACUCCAUUGUCUUCAGCAAAACGAUAUUCUAAAGAUGAACAUGGUAAAGUUGAAAUACCUUGUCCUUAUGCUUUCAAUUUGUACAACAAUUUUAUGGGUGGAGUAGACCAACAUGAUUAUUACUGUAGCAGUCUGUUGCCGUGUAUUAGGUCGAAAAAAUGGACUUGA